Ruditapes philippinarum (Manila clam) is the source of this 195-nucleotide messenger RNA. RefSeq names its product DNA mismatch repair protein Msh2-like. The record is from RefSeq and is a predicted model, not a curated record. NCBI's taxonomy places the organism in Eukaryota, Metazoa, Mollusca, Bivalvia, Venerida, Veneridae. Gene Ontology annotation, biological process: mismatch repair. Gene Ontology annotation, molecular function: mismatched DNA binding; ATP binding.
UUCUUCAUAAAACAUUAUUUGCGCAACACCGUUUAAUUUCCCGCAAAAAUUGCAUGUUCAGCAAAUAAGUAGAAAAUGGCAGUCCAGCCGAACCAAGAAUUGAAAUUAGAUUUAUCACAAGAACAAGGAUUUAUUUCAUACUAUCGGUCCUUACCGGAGAAAUCAAGCACCACUCUCAGAUUUUUUGACAGAACU